AUGCUGUUUCUUUAUAUUUUAAAAAAAUUUGAACCAAUGGACAUAUUCUUUUCCGAAUAUAGUGAAAUUAUGGAUGAACAUAAAGGAACUACUCUUGUAUGGAAUGGUGAUUGCCAAAAAAUUAAUGAAAAUACCGUAAAUAUAAAUAUUUCUGGCAUUAAAGAUAAUAUAUGCCAUAAAGCUAUGCCGUAUCUAUUGUAUAUACAUGAUGACUUUAUUAAACAUAGAUAUAAAGAAGGAUUAAAAUACUUGUAUUUUUGGCUAUGCAAGGAAAGACUAAAUGAUGUAAAAGAUAGUGAAACUAUAAAAAAACUUUAUAAUGAACUACUUAAUGUAUAUAAUAACAGUGAAUUUGGUAGAAUGAAACAUCCAUCUCUUGUGGAUAAUAUUAAUGGUGAUGAAUGGAAAAAAAUUACAGAUAUAUGUAAUUUGAAUAUAUAUCUUAAUGAUGUAAAGGAAUCUAUAUCUCAAUCUCCUAUGGAAGAAAUCAAAUGCAAUUGCGCAAAUGAAUGUGCUCAAAUAUAUAUGGGUUAUGAGGAAUUAUGUAAAUCCGAUAGUAAGUCUUAUUUUUGCAAAACCUUAGAAAAUAUAAGAAACGUAUAUAAUAAUUUUCCACAAUUGAAUAAACAUUGUACUAAAAUUAUUUUCAAUCAAUUACCUUCAUUCAUAAAUCAGCACCAAAUUAUACCUAAAUCCAUGAAUCAGCAAAAUAAGAUACCGUCUUUCAGAACAAAUAAAUCAGGUACUAUUAUAAUUCUAACCCUUUUAAUAUUACUAAUACCCAUUUUUUUAUUUGUUGUGUAUAAGGUUAAUUGUUAUUUCACCCCAUAUGACUCAUUCUUACGUCGUGUAAUAAUAGGGAUUAAAAACAUGUGUCAUACUGUCGAUAAGGGAUGGAAUAUGUUUGAGCCUAAUGAUAUGUCCACAAAUAUUUCACGGAAUAGCAUAUAUAAUAUAUUACAUGAUUCUACCAAUUUUUAUCAUUAA
This is a messenger RNA of Plasmodium gonderi, 987 nucleotides long. Its product is annotated as variable surface protein. The coding region runs from base 1 to 987 and encodes 328 amino acids. NCBI's taxonomy places the organism in Eukaryota, Apicomplexa, Aconoidasida, Haemosporida, Plasmodiidae. The record is from RefSeq and is a predicted model, not a curated record. The transcript is spliced from 3 exons.